Molecule: messenger RNA, 558 nt
Organism: Aspergillus wentii DTO 134E9
Lineage: Eukaryota; Fungi; Ascomycota; Eurotiomycetes; Eurotiales; Aspergillaceae
Gene: ayg1
Product: heptaketide hydrolyase ayg1
Exons: 4
Source: RefSeq, a predicted model, not a curated record
CUGGUCGAUAUCCUUGGCACAGGGGACAGUCCUGCAGACGGUCGCGAUCCGCAGUCAGCGGAUCAGAUGUGGACGAGCGUGCUGGACUGGAUGCGGGGCCAGGCGCAGUUGGACGAGCAACGGGUGGUGGCGUGGGGGAUCAGUACGGGGCCCUACUAUGCGGCGCGAAUAGCCUCGACGCAUGGGGGGAGGAUAACGGGGUCUGUAGCGCAGGGGGCGGCGACGCAUUUCUUCCUGAGUCGGGAGUGGUUGGGCCGUAUUGAUUGGCACGAGUAUCCGUUCAAGGUGACACCGUAUCUAGCCGCCAAGUUUAGGUUCUCGUCUGUGGAUGAGUUGCUCGAGGAUGGGCAGGACAAGUUCUCACUCGUCACGAUUGGGAUAGCGGAUCAGUCGUCCUGUCCACUGUUCCUGAUCAAUGGAGUCGAGGAUGGUAUCUUUCCCAUCGAAGAUUCCAUCGAAAUGCUCAAUCAUGGGUCUUCCAAGGAAGCCAGGUUUUUCCCGAAUGCCUCACACAUGGGCGGCUUGCAAGCCAUCACCGCCAUCACCGACUGGAUUUAA